Molecule: messenger RNA, 2760 nt
Organism: Parus major (Great Tit)
Lineage: Eukaryota; Metazoa; Chordata; Aves; Passeriformes; Paridae
Gene: SH2D2A
Product: SH2 domain containing 2A
Exons: 8
Coding region: 46-1428 (460 amino acids)
Cellular component (GO): cytoplasm
Source: RefSeq, a predicted model, not a curated record
CCUGCCCCCUGCUCCUCCUGGCCACAGACACCCCGAGGGGACCCUAUGGAUGACGAUCGUCCCCUCUUCACCACCUUCAAGCCCUCUGGUGAGGACAACAGGGCCAGAGCUGAGCCAGCCCCCAACACACCCCCCAUGCAGCUCCAGGGGGCAGAGCAGUCACCGAGACACCACAACAGACAUGGCAGGGUCCCUCCAGGCUUCUGGGCACCUCCAGCAGCUCAGUCCCUGCCUGAGGGGGACCCGUGGCCAGAUCGGAUGGCCCUGCGUGCCCAGACAAGGCUGUGGUUUGAGCAGACACAAGCCCAGAGGCUGGGGCCCGAGGGGGAGCUCCCCACCUGGUUCCACGGCUUCAUCAGCCGCAGGGAGGCCGAGGAGCUGCUGCAGGAUCAGCCCCUGGGCUGCUUCCUGGUCCGCUUCAGCGAGAGCACCAUCGGCUUCGUCCUCUCCUACAGGGGCAGGGAUCGCUGCCGGCACUUUGUCCUGGAGCAGCUGCCGGACGGGCGAUACGCGAUCCUGGGGGAGCGCAGCGCCCACCCCGAGCUGGCCGAGCUGCUGCGGCACCACGCCACGGUCCCCGUCUCGCCGUACCCCGAGUUCCUCACCGUGCCCCUGCCGUGCGGCCGGAAAGACGAGCCCCGAGGACGGACAGAGCGCCCAGCUGGCAGCGAUGCUGCACAUUCCCCAUUGAGCCAAGCACCAGCAAAGCUCCCCGAGUACAGCCCUGCGUCCCUGGAGUCCCUCAGAGCCGAGGGCGGCUCCGCCAGGGAGGCUCCCAGAGCCCCCCCGCCGCUCCCUCCCAAGAGCAGCUCCCGGGGCGCUGCUCGGGGGCCGCGCAGCUCCUCCAGCAGCGCAGCAGUGCCCGAGGCUCCCUAUGCCCAGGUGCGUAAAGAAGCCCCGAGCCCCGAGCCCCCCGAGGCCAAGUACCAGCAGCUCAUGCGUUUCCACGUCUACGCCGAGCCCCGCGAGGACAUCUCCCCCAGCACCCCCAGCACCCCCACCCGCUGCGAGCCCGAGGGGCCCGUCCCGGAGGAGCUCAUCCCCGAGGAACCCAUCCCCGAGGAGCCCAUCCCCUUCUAUGCCAUGGCCCGGGGCUGGAGCCCCCGUGCCAGCCCCAGGGAGAACAUCUACUCCGAGGUGGCGCUGGCCCGGCAGGAUGUGCCUGCUCGGCUCCCCAUGGCACUCCAAAACACCUUCUCCACUCUGCCCCCCAAACCCCGGCCCCACCGCCGGCUCUUCCGCAGCGUUUCCAGCCAGGACUGCAAGAGGAGGCAGCUGUCGGUGGCUCCCAGCACAGGCACACAGGUCACUCUGAACCCUGAGCUGGAGUUGGAUGAUGCCGUGUACAGCCAGAGCAGCCACAGGGAGCAGCAAACCACGGCCACAGCUGAGAACGUGUACGAGCAGCUGCCUGGGGACUGCCCCUAAGCCACCUGCACAGGUGGGCUCAGGACAUCACCUGGCUCCCAGGCAGGGGCAACCUCAGCCUCCAUCUCACCACUCCAAGCUCCUGGCCCUGGGAGGAGAGGUCCAGAGCUGCUGUUGGCCCCAGCCAGUGAUGCCAAUCUGCUCCAUGGGGAGCCUCUUCUCUUCCAGCUUCCCAACCCUGUUGGACAAUGCAGGGAGGGGAGCAGGGUUACCUUACCCAUGAACACAUUCCAAGAGACUUCUGUUAAUAAAAUAAGGGGAAAAGGCUGUUACAGGAGAAACAGGCAUGAGUUUGGCACAGUUGGCACACCCUGUUGGAAAUAAAAUUGGCCAGGAACUGGGGUGAUGCUGCAGCCAGGGCCAAGCUGAAGCUCCCCAGCCUGGAGCCAACACUCCAAGCCCUGCUGGAGCUCAACAGGAGCUUGGAGCCAGGAUGGCCAAAGCCCCAGCUUGGAGGGAAAAGGAGAGCUGGGGCAUUGUAGCUGUUUUAUCUCUGGGAAAAUUCACUUCUGACUUUUCACAAACCUGAAUUUUGUUUCUCUUAGAAGGCUGAAAGUGGAACACGAGCUCUUGGAAUCCCCCCUUGAUGCUAAACCUGAGCUAAAGCAAAUGAGAAAUGGAAUGGGGAACCUGGAACUUCCAGCCCCCACACUGCAAACUCCCCAGGCCAAGAGGGUACCUGGAUGAGGAUCUGAGCCCCUUGUGAUGGAAACAGGGCUGGGUGGGCUCAUUUAGAACAAUAUUCCUUCACCAAAUCUCUUCUGGGAGGAUUUCACUGUACAUACAAGAUAUGAAUAAAUUACUCAACAGUAACUUUAUUCUGAUCAUUCAAAUACUCAAAACAGGCUCUGCAAAGUACUAAACAUACAGGGAGCUAAACUAAAAAUGAGAUUAGUUUAAAAUGUUCUAAGAAAAGACUUCAGUCAUGGGGGUUUGCCUGUUUUUAAGAGGUACCAUGGGAGAAAAAACACCUCUUGGGAGUUCUUCUUACUGGAAUAACAAAUAUUGGCCAUUUGAGCUGUGGUUACAACAAACAAAACCCAGAGUGUUGGGAAUAUAAGUUAAAUAACCAGGCCAGAGCUCUGCUCCCUUCGGCAUCACAGGCUUUGGUGAACAACAAAGUGAUGCCACAGAGAUUUGGAUCCAUGGAUUGGGCCAGCAGAGCUGCACAGGAUUUGCAGUCGCAUCACCUUGACAGAAUUCCUUAAAUUAAAAAAAAAAAAGGUUUAAUUUGAAGAAGUUAGGACUGGGCAGUCUCCUCUUCCCAGCCAGGAGGGCAAGGUCAACACUUAAUUGAAAUAGAAUUGAUACAAACAAGCUGGAAAAAAAAAA